Messenger RNA from Pogona vitticeps (central bearded dragon), 3568 nucleotides. The record is from RefSeq and is a predicted model, not a curated record. Lineage: Eukaryota; Metazoa; Chordata; Lepidosauria; Squamata; Agamidae.
GGGAGGAAGGCUCUCGCUUCGGCGGCACGACCGUCAUUGAAAAAGAGCAAACCAGGACAGCGAUGAAGGAGGAAAACUUUGCAGACUCACAGCUGGGAGGAGCGAUCGGUGCAGGAAAAGCCACCAGCCUUCUUCAGCCUAAAUCUGUAGUGGAGAGAUCAGAAUGGAGGAGGUUGCAAGAGGACCGAGGAGGAGAAGGAGGCAGAGGGAUGCGAGAUCUUUGGGAAACCCAGUGGCAGGAGUUCCUGAAGAACCUACAGCCCAUUGAUGCAGGAAGGGGAGACUUGGCUGGAUCCGAGGUUGCCCCGUGGGAUGAUGCCAAGGCCUUCCUGGCCUCCUUCGAGCAAGUGGCUAAAGCCUGCCGGUGGCCCAUAGGGGAAUGGGUGGCCCGGCUCUUGCCAGCACUGAGUGGAGAAGCGGAGGAGGCCUUUCGAAGCCUGGACGCCCAAGACAAAGAAGAUUAUGGGAAAGUGAAGGCCGCCAUCUUGCGAGGGGAUGCCUUGAGGAUGGAGAAGCAGCGCCAGCACUUCAGACACUUCUCCUGCCAGGUGGUGGAAGACCCCCGGAAGAUUCACUGCCACCUCCAGGAGCUUUGCCACCGGUGGCUGAGGCCGGAGAGACGCAGCAAGGAGCAGAUCCUGGAGCUGCUGAUCCUGGAGCAGUUCCUGGCCAGCCUUCCCCCGGACCUCCAGGGCUGGAUCCGAGGAAGUGGACCGCGCACGUGUUCCCAGGCUGUGGCCUUGGUGGAGGAUAUCCUGUUGAGCAGGCAAAGGGCUGAGACAAGAAAGUGGCAGGGGCCAAUGAUGGAGGAGUCUUUGGGUUCCCAUAAUUCAAAGGAAGGUCCCAUGAAUGCUUCUGAAGCCAAGCCACAUGGUGAUUCGGAGAUGAAUGUGCCGGGCGGUGGAAUUAAAUGCUCGAGUCACACCAUUUCACUGCUUCCUCUUGAAGGACAGAGAACAGACCAAACUAAGGUGAAAGAGGAACCAAGGGAUCUCAGCGAAACUAGCCUAUCUUUGCAAGUUGUCAAGCGGAGCUUGACGCAGCCGGGCAAAGGCACCAUGGUGUGGACCGUCCUGCAGGAGGGUGGCAAGAACGAAGACCCUCUAGAUGUUGGAAUGAGAAUGCAGAGUAAGAUGGCAGAAUCUCAGUGUGGUGGAAAUAAAGGAGAUGUGCCCAGCCAGGCCCCACUGAUAAUCCCAAAGCAUGUGCUGAGGAUCGUCGAAAUGCACAAGGACGGAUUUUGGCCCAAAGACAAGCAGGGAUAUCAGCCAGCAGAGACCGGGGAAGAACAUAUGGAGCUCACCGAAGGUUUUUCAGCUGCUAUUAAUCAGUCUUCCAGAGUACUCAUAAGGGAUAAAAAUCAAUUCGUUUCCAGGAUCCGUCGUGAGGAAGGGAAUGAAUCCACAGAGGAGGACUGGGCAGACAACCGACCAAGGAAGAAGAAGGGGAGGGGCCUUGCGUGGCAGCUGGACGAGACCCGGUGCCUCCUGGCCAUCUGGGGCGAACAACGCGUGCAGGAGCAGCUGAGGUCCAGCCACCGCAACUUGGACACCUUCGUGGCCAUCUCCAGGGCCAUGAAACGCCGGGGGUUCAGGCGUUCCCCUCUCGAGUGCCGGUGCAAAACGAAAUCCUUGCGCCGACUGUACAAAAACGCCGUGGAGCACAAUUCCAAGCCGGGAAAUAGUCCCCAAAGAAUCCCAUUUUACAGGGAACUGCGCAGGAUCCUGGAAAGAGACCCCAGUGUGGACCCACCUAGAUCGACUGACAGCCGUGACUCCCAAGGUGACACAACGGAGGAAAGUCCCCGACACGUUCCCCAACCGGCGGUUGUGGUGCCCAUCCCUGUGGUGGAUUCCUUGGCUGAAGACCCGCAAGGUAUUGGGAUGGGAAAUCAGUUCGAGGUGACGCUAUCCCAGUUUGGAGGAAGUCAGGAAGAAGAUCUGCCGGGGACUGUGCCACAGCUAAGCCAAAGGAACGCCCUGAAGAUAGUUGAGAUACGCAAGGAAGGAGGUCGGUCCAGAAAGGAGCAGGGAGGUCACCCGGCGGAGAGAGAGAAGGAAUUUAUAGAGCUCGCGGAAGAUUUUUCUACAGCUUUUAAUCAGUCUUCCAGAAUACACAUAGGGGAUAAAAGUCCACUGGUUUCCAGCAUAUAUUCCGACGAAGAGCAGGAAUACGCGGCGGAGGAGUGGGAGUACGAGCGACGGAGGAAGAAGAAGGGAAGGGGCCUUGCGUGGCAGCUGGACGAGACCCGGUGCCUCCUGGCCAUCUGGGGCGAACAACGCGUGCAGGAGCAGCUGAGGUCCAGCCACCGCAACUUGGACACCUUCGUGGCCAUCUCCAGGGCCAUGAAACGCCGGGGGUUCAGGCGUUCCCCUCUCGAGUGCCGGUGCAAAACGAAAUCCUUGCGCCGACUGUACAAAAACGCCGUGGAGCACAAUUCCAAGCCGGGAAAUAGUCCCCAAAGAAUCCCCUACUUCGAGGAGCUGCACAGGAUCCUGGAAAGAGACGCCAGUGCGGAUCCUCCUAGAUCGACCGACAGCCGUGACUCCCCCAACGGCCUCCCUGACCAAAGUCCUCAGAAGGCAACCGGGAGGACCGUCCCCGUGAUGGACUCCCUCCCUGUCGAAUCGGGAGCUGCACCAAGACCACCGGGAGCCGGUGCUGGGGACGUUGUUGUUGUAUUGCAAGGGAUGGAAGAGGCAGAUGGGGGUAAAGGAGCUCCACCCGCAGAGUCAGGCCUCGCUCCUGACCCUGGGGAAGGCCCAUCAUCCACAUCCACUGCCGGCCAUCAUUCAAUCCGUUUUGAGAGUGAUUCCGCUCCUGCUGUGGAUCGCACAGUUCCAAACCCCACUGUGUGUUUAUCUCCCGUGGUCCUCCUGACCCCCCAUGUGAACAGACUAAAAGAAGGUGGCAGAGAAAGACUAGAAGAUUGUGCAGCUCAAGGAGCCAACCCAUCAAGUCCGAUCAGUCCCGGGCACAAAUUGAGAGGUUUCAUUGGGACUCUAGGGAGAACGAUACAUCUCUCAGAAGAUUGAAUCUGUCUUUCCAGGGGUUGGAAUCAAGCCAGAGCUUAUAGGCACUGUUUUGAUCGAACGUGAAGCGGGGGAUGAGUCCAGUUACGGAUCUAACCCAAAAAAAACCACACCUCUGACUGUCACACCCUUGCGAACCUUUGAUUACCUUUGUAAGUCUUUUGAGAAGAUCUGUUAGUGGACGACGCAGAAGACUUGCUGGGGAGACAGUAUCCUAAGCCUUUCCAGGUCCUGGGGCAUUCAUUGAGAGAGAAAACAGCAGGUUUUUAAAGGACUGGUGUAUAGCUCAGUGGUUGAGACAUCAGGCUGCGGAGCCAGAGGUUGGGAGUUCGAUUCCCCACUGUGUCUCCUUGACAGGGUUGGACUAGAUGACCCAGAGGGUCCCUUCGAGCUCUGCAGUUCUAAGAUGAGAAUUAAAGUUGUGGAAAAGAAAAUGGGAGCCAUUCCCCAGAGAAGAAAAGGAGGGUCACCGUUAAGGGACUUCCCAGGGGUGACCGUGAGAGCCAGUGUCAUGUAAGGUGAGACUGGAACUCAAA